CGACAGCUUUUUGUUUCUUUUGAAAAACCACCUGCAGAGAAUACUCAGAAGUCGAGCUUCGCGGCGAAAACUAAAUCGACAUUUGUGAGGAACGAAAAUUUCUUUGGACUCAUCCAUCGAUGAAAAUACGUCGAGUUUACGAACAACUUUUGAAGCAAGAAAAGCGAACAGUCCUCCGAUUGAAGUGUCUUUCUGGAGCAACAGCCUUUAUUGUCUUCGCUGUGUUUCUCACAACGUUUCUUAGCUCAGAAGUCGUUCGGAAAAUUGCUAAAGGUUUUGGUUUUGAGGAAGGUGACUGCGUUGUACAAGAAUCAUAUUUUACUGGUAGCAAUGUUAGCUGCGCAUGUGGAAUGCACACUUGUUUUAGCCUCUAUCCUUGUUUACGGAUCUUGGUAAAAAUGACUGCGAAACGGACUGAAGAUGCUGAAACAUCUACGCCAGUCCUUCUGCAUAACACCAUUUACGAUAUGGGAUCUGAAUGUACCUACGGGCCUCCUUGUGAGCCAAAUAUCACCAACAACUUCGCUUCUGUGCUCAAAUACAAAAACUCCAAGGGACAGCGAGAUCACCUGUUGCAGUGUUACUUUAACCCGAAUGAUCCCACAGAGGUGAUAUUAGACAAAAGUGCACAUGAAAUGAUUGCGUUUCACGCCAUGUUUUGGCCAUGUUGCGCAUUUAUAAUCGGUUUGUGUAUUCUGCUGAAGACAUAUUACAUGAGGAAAGCUCACAAAAAGCAGGAUGUUGUAAGGCCACAAGACAUUGAACUUGGAGAGACACAUCUCACCUCUAAUAACAACGUUUAUAAUUAUCAUUUGGUCAAAAGUCUUACGGAAUAACUGAAGAGGUGUAUCAUAUUAUCUCAAGCGAAAAAUAAAUUGUAAAGCAGAGAUUUAAUAAUCUCGGAGCAUUGAGUAUAUUUCAUUUUGUCUGUUUUAGUUCUGGUUGUUCGUCUAAACCUUAGAGACUAAUAUAGAGAUUUUUAUGAAACCUAAGAGUUCCCUCUCGGCCCCGAACUCUUCCUUUUUUUUGUUAGCGCAAGAGUAAGAUCGCGGAAAUAGUAGGAUAUCAAGGGCACCGCGGUUCAAGCAUCUCGUUGCAGCCUAAGUGUCCCUUAAAUGCAUCCAUUGUUCGAAGUGCACAACACUGACAUCCCGAUCGUGGUCCCAUUCGCUGUUAGCGAUAAGAAAGGAACCAAAAUAUUGACCGUUAACUUCAAUAUUCUCAUUGUAUAUUGUUUCUUUGAUUCAUUUAUAUAACUUUGAUCCAUUUAUUACUCCAGUUUUUUUCAUAUGCUUUUUAAAUAAUUUCGUUUUCAUUAAUUUGAGAUCUAAAUUAAUAAUUCGUCAAUAUUUUUAA
Molecule: messenger RNA, 1356 nt
Organism: Pocillopora verrucosa
Lineage: Eukaryota; Metazoa; Cnidaria; Anthozoa; Scleractinia; Pocilloporidae
Product: calcium-activated potassium channel subunit beta-4
Biological process (GO): potassium ion transport; detection of calcium ion
Cellular component (GO): membrane; voltage-gated potassium channel complex
Molecular function (GO): potassium channel regulator activity; calcium-activated potassium channel activity
Source: RefSeq, a predicted model, not a curated record